AUGUGGUCUCAGCCGAUCCAAGCCGAUGCGUGUCUUUCGCUCAGCUUGGCGGCUGAGACCACUCUAUGGGGGUCGAGGGAGAUACGAGUUGGUUGCCCUACCUCGUUUUAUGGUGAAGGAGGUCACAAACGAGGAGCUAUGAGGCUGACGGGACGUACACUUCUUUCUAUGGAACUUAGUCGACAUCAAACAUAUUAUCUUCAAGCUUGGUGUUUAUUCUUCAGUACUAUUGGUAUGGGACUGCGAGGUUUUUUUUUGAAAGCAGACAGACGUGUGAGUCACCGCACCAUAGACCUUCUCCUUUUGGAUUUUAGUUUUCAAUAUAGACCUGCUGUGCGAUGUUUUUGCCUCACUCAUCAGCAUGGUAUGGAACUUACUUUAGUUAAGGUUGACGUACAUUAACCGCGAAGGCUUUAAAUAUCCGCAUGACCACGACGAGCGCGCAGUACUACAAGCAGGGUCCGUGGAGGCCUGACGAUGUGAUUCAGGCAGGAACAGAACGCAGCAAAUCAUGCUUGAGAAGAUUAUGAAUUUAUUGAGUCGGCAGUUCCUGUGGAGUUUGAGUUUUUGUCUGUCAGGUACGGCUGGACACCGUAAAACAACUGUACUGAAGAUAUUACACACCUCUCCCCGCGUCCUUCCAUUUUUUAAAAGCGAGAACUAGACACAGCAAUUACAAGAAAGUUCGGAAAUGUUUUUAUGUAGCGGCAUACAUUUUGACUUUAUAGAAUAGUUGCCGCAAUAAGAAAAAAAGUACUUUACGUAGUUCGCGGCAAGAUGAGCUGAAAUAUGGGCAAUAAAGAUAGCAGUUGGUACGCCCGAGAACUACGAGAAGCGUUUCGUCCGCGGCCCCUGCCGAAUCGCAGUGGCAAAGCGGAACAAUAAACAAAUCUGAUAGUCACGAGCCAGGGAGAUGAAGAGCAAGAAAUGUUGACGGAAGAAGUUGAUAAGUUCCAACAAGUGCUACACGGUUUGAGUAUCAACAGGGACAGGAAGAGUGGCAGCCAGAGAAUAAUUAAUUAUUUCCUAGUAGUAGCGGUAAUAAUAGAAUAAACAGAGGAGCGGUAGAAGAGGACGACUUAACCCGGCAGGUAGCACACCAGAAAAAACGUCAUCGCUAGAAUAAACCUUGCCAUCUUACUAAUAUUCCCCUGCCGCUCGUCCAUAUGGACAUGGACAGCCCCCAGGCUGUUGUACAGUGCAAGCUUCAACUUCGGUUCUUUUUUCACUCUACUUACAUUCUUUUAGUGGUUCUUCUACAGGCCUCCUAUAGCAUGUGGCUGCUACGCUCAUCGGAUCUAUCGACUCUCCAUCAAUCGAUAGCUGAUCAGUACAAAGGUCGUGACUUUUUUUGGAAAUAAGCACAGCCGCUGGACUGAAUAACUCUGAAUUUAAAAUCACUCAACAACUCUAGGUAGUUCGUCGUCGUACACCUGACCUCUCCUGAUUACUUCACAACGAACUCACAAGCGAAAAUAGUACGUAUUACACUACAAAACAACAACAGCCUUUAUUCGUUCGGAAGGGUACUUACUACUAACUCGAAAGACACAGCAGCUUUGAAUGUUGCUGCAUCUACAGAAGUGUUGUUUAAGUAGCGAGCAAAGAAAAGACUAUCGAUACAAGGACCUACGUGAUGUCGAUCUUCUUGCAAGUACUUCUACAUGCAGCGGCCGAAAGUAGAAGAAGCUCAGCUUCAAACUGGUAAGUAAAUCACGCCGCCGGAAAAAACACCUGGACUUUAUCUCUAGCUCUACGAGACAAAGUAUGUACCCCCACUCGCAGCUGCAGUAUCAUUGCGUGCUGUGGGAAAAAUGAGGCGGUGCACUCGCACAGAGUCAAAGUAGGACCAGCAGAACAGGCUUUCGCUUUGGGUCGAUGGUUUGAAGAGAAAAAGAAAAUCGAUUUUGUUCUACUGCGCCGUCCUCCUUGUGCUUUUCAUAAAGAUAGGUCUUGGACUUGAGAUGUCUUGCGCGGGGCUCCUCAUUAGUGGCCUGGUCACUGGUGUUCCGACACUAGUCGAAGAAUCGAUGUACUUCAGUUCCGAGAAAGCCGC
Molecule: messenger RNA, 2056 nt
Organism: Amoebophrya sp. A120
Lineage: Eukaryota; Dinophyceae; Syndiniales; Amoebophryaceae
Source: the annotation of a GenBank genome assembly